Molecule: messenger RNA, 876 nt
Organism: Helianthus annuus (common sunflower)
Lineage: Eukaryota; Viridiplantae; Streptophyta; Magnoliopsida; Asterales; Asteraceae
Product: allene oxide synthase
Exons: 1
Coding region: 1-876 (291 amino acids)
Biological process (GO): jasmonic acid biosynthetic process; sterol metabolic process
Cellular component (GO): chloroplast envelope; chloroplast thylakoid membrane
Molecular function (GO): oxidoreductase activity, acting on paired donors, with incorporation or reduction of molecular oxygen; heme binding; monooxygenase activity
Source: RefSeq, a predicted model, not a curated record
AUGGACCCAUCGUCUGAAACCUCUAUCCGUGAAAUCCCCGGUUCCUACGGCAUUCCUUUUAUACAACCGAUCAAAGACCGGUUGGAGUACUUUUACGGAACUGGUGGCCCAGAUGAGUUCUUCCGGUCCCGCGUUCAGAAAUACCAAUCCACGGUGUUCCAUACCAACAUGCCACCAGGCCCUUUCAUUAGCAGUAACCCAAAAGUCAUUGUUAUCCUAGACGCCAAAAGUUUUCCUGUAUUGUUUGAUGUUUCCAAAGUCGAGAAGAAAAAUUUGUUUACGGGAACUUAUAUGCCGUCCACUAAACUCACGGGUGGAUACCGCGUACUACCGUACCUUGAUCCAUCCGAACCUAGGCAUGCUCAGCUUAAGAACCUCCUGUUCUUCAUGCUUAAAUCUUCAAGCACCCGAGUCAUUCCUCAGUUCCAAACAACUUACACGGAACUCUUUCUAGUUCUUGAAUCCGAGUUAGCCAAAAACGGGAAAGCCGCGUUCAACGAGGUUGGGGAACAAGCUGCUUUCCGGUUUUUCGGCCGGGCUUAUUUUAACUCGAACCCUGAAGAAACAAAACUAGGGACGAGUGGGCCGACUUUAAUUACCUCGUGGGUGUUGUUCAAUCUUAGCCCGUUGGGCACUGCCGGACUUCCGUGGUUCUUGGAGGAUAUUCUUCUGCACACUUUCCGACUGCCGUCGUUCCUGAUAAAGAGUAAUUACAAUAAGCUUUAUAACUAUUUUGAGUCGGUUGCGACUCCGGUUAUCAAGCAAGCAGAAACAUUAGGGGUUCCGAAAGAUGAAGCUUUGCACAACAUCUUGUUCGCUGUUUGCUUCAAUACUUUUGGUGAGUAUGUUAUUAAAUACUGCACAUGGUUUUUAUAG